Molecule: messenger RNA, 3306 nt
Organism: Monomorium pharaonis (pharaoh ant)
Lineage: Eukaryota; Metazoa; Arthropoda; Insecta; Hymenoptera; Formicidae
Gene: bsf
Product: leucine-rich PPR motif-containing protein, mitochondrial
Exons: 4
Coding region: 156-3179 (1007 amino acids)
Molecular function (GO): protein binding
Source: RefSeq, a predicted model, not a curated record
CGCUGCUAUGAUCUACGUGACCUCGGCACUCGGCAUGCGAGUACAGCGACAGCGACUAGCAGCGACAAAAAACAGGCCUAAUGGCCUAUGAUCAUGCACGUGUCAUCGUUUUGCCAUCGACGUUAAACUGACGAUCACGACUGACAACAGACAAAAUGCUGUAUCCAAGAAGACAUCUGACGUUCAUCGUCCGCUCGCAACUACGUUUGUUACGAUGCGAAACGACGAUGAAUUGUCUGCGGGAGAUGCAACGCGGAGGUUAUGUUCUCGGACACAUGCAUCUUCGGCACGCUAGUUUGAGACCUGAAAUUCACAUUGCAACGUGCAGCAGGACGUACGGUACGACAGUCCUACAGUCGUCGGCGUCCGAUGUUGAUCAUAAAUUGAUGUCAUUUUGCGACAAUGUUAAAGAGGGUCGAAUUUCGGCAGACGGUCUGAAAGAGGUUAUCGACUUAUGUAACAAGAACAAUUAUCAGUUACCUCACGAUACCGGCGUUUUAUUGCUCAAAUGCUGCGGCAAUCUGCUGUCAGACUUGAACACGGUCGACAGAAUAUAUCUGGCAGACCAGGUAUGGCAUUUAAUAAAGAAGAAUGGUGGAACACUGACGGUGGAGCAUUACAAUACUCUACUUAGUGUUAACAAGGAUAACUUUAGACCUACAGAUCCUAAAAAGUUCUUAGUGAAUAUGAGUGUGGAACCAGAUGAGAAUACCUAUCGCUUGCUGUUAAAUGCAGCUACAAAGGUGGGCAACAGUGAGUAUCUGUUGGAUAUCUUAUCCAUGAUAAAGGAUAAGAAUGUAGUCAUUUAUGAGGAAGCAAUCAACGCGUUGAUAGAAAUUUGCGUGACUAAUAAUAAUAUUACUGAGGUCAAACAAAUGAUAACGCAGAUGCGGGAGGCUAAAUUGUCGACAGCCAAAGCAUAUAUGGAACUGGCAUGUGGUUAUGCAAAACUUGGCGAUAUUCCGAAUUUGGUCAUGAUAUUGAACGAAGAACCACAGGAUAACACAAACCUUUUGAAAAUAAUAAAGGUUCUGAGCAUGUCCAAUAAUAGUAGACAUAUUCCAGUUGUCUUAAAUUUUUUAAUAACCUCAGUACCAACGCUCGAGUCUGAAAUUUCCAAGAUGAUAGCAGAAUUGAUACGCGCUGAUCGAAUUACAGAAGGUAAUGCUAUUAUAAAUUGCCUUGCGUUAAACGAAGCGACCAAAGAUAUGGUGCGGAAUGUUGUAAAUAGCUUUAUGACCCAAUUAGUAUUGUUAAACUCGCCAGUUAAUGAUAUCAUUAAAUAUGCGAAUGACUUUGUCGAAUCCGACUGCAACCAACAAGCGUUAAUCGACGUAGCAGAGAUCGGUUUGAAACUGGGUAGAGAGAAAUUAUGCUUUGCGAUAUUCGAAGCAAUGAGAAAUAAGAAUAUAGAGUUACGACCGCAUUAUUAUUGGCCUUUACUGAUAAGAGCAUAUCAUAACAAGGGAGAGUCUGAAAUAUAUUCACUCAUCAAGUCUAUGAUGUAUGCGGGAGUAGAGAUAGAUUCUGAUACGAUGCUUUAUUACGUAUUUCCAUACGUAAAUACCGCGAAUCCAAUUGUUACACUGAAUAGAUUGUUAUUGAACAAUGUACCGGCUACUUUCUCGUGUAUGCCUCUAUUACAUUAUCUGCUGCAACAGAAUCGAUUACGAGAUAUUACACCACUAUAUACGUACCCUGUAUAUUAUAAGGUAUAUUACAAAGAAUUGAUAAAACCACUGGUAUGUGCCUAUCUCGCCACUAAAGACGCCGAAAAUUGUGCAAUAUUACUAACGGCAUUACCGCAAGGUCAAGAUUUUAUUGGUUUGUUUUUAAGAUUGCUGGUAAACGUUAAAUAUCCGACUUACACGGUAGAGCAUUUACAGCUUCUUAUUAAAGAAUUUAAAAAGCGUGAAGCAAAGAUAUCUUUAGAGGACGCAAUUAUUCUUAAGAAGGAACUGCAAAUGAAAACUUUUAAUCUUACGCUAGAUAUAGAGAACCUAAUAGAUGGUCUGGUUGAUUCUUCUAUCAAAAUUUCGGAUAGCAUGCUCAUAACACUUCCGAAAUACUUGAACACUAAAGAAUUAACAUAUUAUCUAGUGGAGUUAAAGAACAAAAAAUUCUCUACUAAAGGAGUUCUGCAGAGAUUACUGUUUACAUAUUGUAACGAGCAUAAUUUAAAGAAGGUCAAAGAGAUAAAACGGGAAUACGACGCGUGCCAAUAUGAGUGGACACCUAACAUGAAGUCAUCCUUAUUUGAAUUGUAUCUUUGGCAAAAUAUGUUAGAGGAGGCCGAGACAUUGUUAUCCGAUUUACAGAACAUGCCCGAUAAAUUUCAGUUAGACAGGAUCAAAAUCGUGAUGUAUGCUACCAUGUUGGUGAAGACGAAUAAUCCUGCAAAGGCAUUUAACGUUAUUGAAAGUUUUGACAUCUCCGAUACUAGAGUAGAUGCUCAGGCACAGUGUUGUACGCUUCUAGAAGUGCUGGCACAGAGUCGGUAUCAUGCGCUCACAGCGGACAUGUUAAACCUUCUCUUAAAGAAGAAUUACUGUCAAAUUACCGCGAACUUGUUGAAACCGUUGGUGACGAUACCCUUGGAACGUGACAACAUUAAGGACGCGAUAGAUGUGGUCGCAAAAUGCGUAGAAGAGUAUCAUAUGGUACCGUUGGCAUUCGAAUUACUGACAAUGUUGUUGGAGCAGAAGUACAGCUCAAAAUUGCAGAACACAAAUGAAUAUAUAGAGCUAGUGUACAAUGCAGUAGUUACCACUACUUCCAUCGCAGUAGCGAAUACCUUGCUGGCGAUAGCAUUAGCAACGUUGAAUAAGACAGAGAAAGUGCAAGCUUUGUUAAAGGAUUACGAACUCUCUACGAACUGUCUUGUACACUACAUCAACACAAAAAGUAAUAAACGUGUUGUGGACGGUUUCCUGAACCUUCUUAAAAUAGCCGAUGUAAAUCAUUUUAAUCAAGAUACGAUAUGCGAAACGCUCCUUGCUGCUUAUAGUAAAGUAGGAGAUUGCCAUCGUGCAUUACAACUUUGGAAAAUUAUGUGCAUGAAAAAUAUCAAACCCAGCGAACAAUUUGAGAAGAAUUUUGUUGCACUUUUAUUGUCAAAUAAAAUUCCGCUUCCUUCAGAGUUCGACUGUAAUAAAAGUAAAAUAAACAUUAGUAAUUAAUAUUAAGAAUAACAACAAUACAUAUAAGAUAACUAUAAUUUAAAAGUAAAGUAGUCAAAUUGGAAUUUGUAAGAGAAAUUUAACAAACUAUAUAAUUUGGAAAAAAAGAUUUUUGACUCUGUGAGAA